GGGAGCGCGGGAAAUCCCGGGUGCAGCUGGAAUUUCGCAGGUGGUGAGGACCAUGGCCACCUCUUCGGUGUCCAAGGGUUGUUUUGUGUUUAAGCCAAACUUCAAGAAGAGAAAGAUCUCUGUGCCAAUAGUUACAGGAGUUCAGGACUGCCAUGGGAGUAGAACUGGAUUCAGUAGAACAAAAGAAGUUCAAAAACAGUUUCAAGUGCAUAUAGGACUAUUUUAAUAAAGGGAAAAAUGACUCUGAGGACAGUAAGCUUCGCUUUGAAACUUACCAGUUGAUAUGGCAGCAGAUGAAAUCUGAAACUGAGCGGCUACAAGAGGAAUUAAAUAAAAACCUGUUUGACAGUCUAAUUGAAUUUCUGCAGAAGUCUCAUUCUGGGUUCCAGAAGAAUUCAAGAGACUGGGGCUGUCAAAUAAAACUCAGAGAAAUUCCAACUGCUGCUCUUGUUCUAGGUGUGAAUGUAACAGAUCAUGAUUUAACAUUCAGAAGUCUAACAGAAGUCCUUCAGAAUAAUGUUACUCCAUAUGUAGUUUCAUUGCAAGCUAAAGAUUGUCCAGAUAUGAAACAUUUUUUGCAAAAGCUGGCCUCACAGUUGAUGGACUGCAAUGUAGACGUCCAAUCCAAAGAGAAAGAAGGUGUUCAGGUCACCCAGAAAAAGAUACAUUAUUCAAUGGAUUCUCUUUCCACUUGGUAUAUGAAUGUCACACAGAAGACCGACCCAAAAAUACCAAGAAAAAAGAGGACUCCUAGCCAAUGGCAGUCUCCUCCUGUUGUGCUUAUCUUAAAGGAUAUGGAAAGCUUCACCACAAAAGUACUCCAAGACUUUAUAAUCAUCAGCAGUCAGCAUCUACAUGAAUUUCCACUAAUACUCAUUUUUGGAAUCGCCACGUCUCCUAUUGUCGUCCAUCGGUUGCUUCCUCAUGCAGUAUCAUCUCUAUUGUGUAUAGAACUAUUCCAGUCUUUGUCUUGCAAGGAGCACCUGACUACAGUACUUGAUAAGCUACUUCUUACAACUCAAUUUCCGUUUAAAUUAAGUGAAAAAGUGUUGCAGGUUCUGACCAACAUCUUUUUGUAUCAUGAUUUCUCAAUCCAAAACUUUAUAAAAGGACUUCAGCUUUCUCUAUUAGAACAUUUCUAUUCCCAGCCCCUCAGUGUUCUGUGCUGUAAUCUCCCAGAAGCCAAGAGAAGAAUAAAUUUUUUAUCAGAUAAUCAAUGUGAAAACAUCCGACGUCUUCCAUCGUUUAGGAGGUACGUGGAAAAGCAAGCUUCAGAAAAGCAAGUUGCACUGUUGACCAAUGAGAGAUUUUUGAAGGAGGAAACACAGUCAUUACUAGAAAACCUGCAUGUUUACCAUACAAAUUACUUCCUGGUUUUGAGAUGUCUUCAUCAGUUCACCUCUUCUCUUCCCAAGUACCCACUGGGUCGACAGAUCAGAGAGCUGUACUGCACGUGUUUAGAAAAGAACAUACUGGAUUCAGAGGAGUAUGCAUCGGCUUUGCAGCUGCUGAGGAUGUUGGCAAAGGAUGAACUGAUGGCCAUGCUUCAGAAAUGUUUCAAGGUUUUUAAGUCCUCUUCUGAAAAGCAUUUUGGCAACACAGCAAAGAGAAUAGAGGAGUUCCUGGCCCAGUUUCAGAGCCUCGAUGAAGCCAAAGAAGAAGAAGAAGAUACUUCUGAGUCACAGUCAAAGGGACUUCAGAAGACAGACCUCUAUCAUCUUCAGAAGUCAUUACUGGAAAUGAAGGAGUUAAGAAGAACAAGUAAGAGGCAGACCAAGUUUGAAGUCCUCAGAGAACAACUUGUGAGCUUCAUCGACAGUCUGGUGAGAGAAUACCUCCUGCUUCCAGAGACACAGCCUCUGCAUGAGGUGCUGUACUUCAGUGCUGCCCACACCCUUCGCCAGCACCUGAACGCUGCCCCGCGGAUCGCCCUCCAUACCGCACUCAACAACCCAUAUUAUUACCUCAAGAAUGAAGCACUGAGAAGUGAAGAAGGUUGUAUUCCAAAUGUUGCCCCAGACAUCUGCAUAGCAUAUAAACUGCACCUGGAGUGCAGCAGGCUAAUCAACCUUGUGGACUGGUCGGAGGCCUUUGCAACAGUUGUGACAGCUGCUGAAAAAAUGGAUGCAAAUUCUGUAACCUCAGAAGAAAGGAAUGAAAUUAUCCAUGCUCGGUUUAUUAGAGCUGUUUCUGAGCUAGAACUUUUAGGAUUUAUAAAGCCCACCAAACAGAAGACUGACCAUGUGGCAAGGCUAACAUGGGGAGGCUGCUAGAAAGCAAAUGAGUGAAGCCAGAAAGAUAGCAUUUAGCUUAAGAAAAAGGAGACCAAUCAUAUUUACACACCGGUAGAGGAAGAUUGCUUGGGAAGAAGAAUAAUGUGUAAUCCCUGUGUGAUGUUUAAACAGAAAAGUAGACUGUUAAUCCCUAUCAGGAAUGUAUCGAAGCACCUUUGGAGUACUUUAGAAUCCAACAAGUAACAUGCUAACAUUGCAAGUAGAACCUCUCUCAGAGUAUCACUGCAAUUUUCAGUCAUUAAGAAAUUAUGAAUAAAUUGUUCUUGAACAUACAUAAUGUAUAAAUGUAAUAAAUUCCUUUGUCUAGGAGUAUCUAUUAAUAUGCAUUUGAUUUAAUAGUACUUAUUCCUGCUCCCCCAGUUUCUUGCACUGGCAUUCCUCACUUUAGUAAAUUAUGUAAUAAGAUGAACAUUCUAGAGGUUUCUCCUAGUGACUACAGAGGUUCUAAAACUGCCUCUGCUGCCCCAUUUCCUUUAGUCUUACAACUUAAAAAAGUCCCAAGUUGUUUGGCUUUAUGCUUAAAGGCAGUAAAUAUUCUACUUAAGGAUGACCCGUCAUGGAGUCUUAGAGCCUCUAAGGCCUUUACAAAUCACAUCAACCUUUUAAGACACAGAUGAAAUGACAUCUGAAUCUCUUCCAUGACAAGAACUCAUCAAGACAAUGAAACAAAGAGACCUCAAGUUCAUUAUUUAAUAUUCUAUUUCCAAGAGAAUUCUGGGAUGUGUCUUUAAGUAUACUCACUAACAUACCAAAAUUACCAUGCAAAUAUGACCAGGAGAAAAGAAGUCCAAAUUCAGUGAAGACUGUUUUAGUUGCAAACCUUAGAACUGUGUACUUGCAGGUCUUUUUGUGUGUGUGUGCUUUGAGGACAAAUUUAAUGUAUAACUGUUUUAAAAUUUAAUAUAAACAAACUUAAUAUAUAACUUAAACUUCAUUAAUUCUGGAGUGUAAAGGAGGUAUUUUGAGUAUAAAGGGCAUCUUAGCCCUCUGGCAACAGGGUGGGCCGAGAUGACAUUAACGGAUAAAUGCUCCCUUCCCCACUUCCCGCUCCAAAAACUAAAAGUGCUAGAUGAAAUAUACUCCAAAACAAAUCAUCAGAAUGUUGCCAGGGUUAAAAAGAAAGGUAAAUCCCAAGGUACCAGAAAUAAUUGCAAGCCAGAGCAGAAAGUGUCUAGCCCUACAAAGCUUUGAGACAAUUACCAGAGUAGCAUUAGUUCAGAUAGAUUAAAAGUCUUAUUGUCUUCAUCUAAAAGAUGCCAGGAUUUCUUAUUCAGCAGAAUUUAAAAACAUGUACAUAUGCACACAGGGCUGUCAACUUGGAAAGUAAGGAAUUUAUGAUAUGUAAACACAAACACCACCACCAAU
Molecule: messenger RNA, 3659 nt
Organism: Balaenoptera musculus (blue whale)
Lineage: Eukaryota; Metazoa; Chordata; Mammalia; Artiodactyla; Balaenopteridae
Gene: ORC3
Product: origin recognition complex subunit 3
Exons: 21
Coding region: 294-2273 (659 amino acids)
Biological process (GO): DNA replication; DNA replication initiation
Cellular component (GO): nuclear origin of replication recognition complex; nuclear pre-replicative complex; DNA replication preinitiation complex
Molecular function (GO): DNA replication origin binding
Source: RefSeq, a predicted model, not a curated record